Messenger RNA from Penicillium taxi, 2520 nucleotides. Its product is annotated as RINT-1 family protein. The transcript is spliced from 4 exons. The record is from RefSeq and is a predicted model, not a curated record. NCBI's taxonomy places the organism in Eukaryota, Fungi, Ascomycota, Eurotiomycetes, Eurotiales, Aspergillaceae. Gene Ontology annotation, biological process: retrograde vesicle-mediated transport, Golgi to endoplasmic reticulum; regulation of ER to Golgi vesicle-mediated transport; endoplasmic reticulum to Golgi vesicle-mediated transport. Bases 1 to 2520 code for a protein of 839 amino acids. Gene Ontology annotation, cellular component: Dsl1/NZR complex.
AUGGCACCACCCACGUCCCUGUCAUCGCACGAGAGGACACGGGUGGAAGAUUAUUUCAAUGACAAGAUCCAAGUCUCUGCUGACCUUGAGAGCCUGGACUCGCUGUUAUCCACCCUUCGCGCGCAACAGGACCUCCAGCGGAAGCAGGUACUGAUCCCCUCCUUGCCCGCAAAGUCCAUGUCUCGAAAUGCGCACCACCCACUAACUCAACUUCUACAGCUAACAGAAGCUCAAGAGGCCCUUUCUAAUGCUACAAAAGCAUCUAAUGACCACGCCGAAGCUACUCGAAAGCGUGCCGAGGCAUUCGCGGAGGAACAAGCGGACAUCGAUCGACGGCUAAAGGCAAUUACAAAAUCGGAGACCAGCGAUGAAGCGGUUCGACGUCUGGAAAGUAGUAUGCAGAGGCUACAAAGACUGGAUAUUUCCAAGGGAUACGUGGAGUUGCUGAAGGAAGCCGAAGAGUUGAGUAAGGAUGCUUUGUCGAAAAUCACCUCGGAACCCCGUGCCGCAUUGAAGCCCUACUCUCGACUUCGCGCAAUCGUCUUGUUGCUUCAGGAAGCCCAGCCCGCCGCUGAAGGGGCUGCGCCUCACCUUGUUAUCUAUACGGAGAGACUAGCAACCGCGUUGAGACAGCAGUUGAAGGACUUCUUUGGUGGUCGUCUACAGAAGACUCUUGAAUCCAUGAAAUGGCCGACUCGGGAGCUGAAAAUUACAGAUAAUCAUCUGAAUUCGUGGCGACAGGAUGUUGAGCUCCUGAUAGACUUGCAGAUACCUGAACUUCAAGGUCGCGAUGCAUUGGCUGUGGGCCAGAACCUUGAGCCUCGGGUUCUGUUUCCAUUGGAGGUCAUGGUGCAUGCUCUUGAUCUCCGAUUCAAGUAUCAUUUCAGUGGCGAUAAGCCGACUAAUAGGCUUGACAAGCCCGAAUAUUAUCUGUCGCAUAUAGUGGAUCUCAUCAGCCAAUUCGGAGGUUUUUUUACUUCUUAUCUCCAGCCGAUUUUUGAUGAAAAGGCACAGUCGAUCGACCAAUCUCUGGAAUGGAACUUCUACGACGCAUUGCAUGCAUUAAUAACUGCGGUCUUGCCAAUGCUACGAGAGAAGAUUGAAUCGUUCCUGCCUCAGAUCGCGGACCAUCCUCAAUUACUCAGCCAUUUCAUUCAUGAGCUGAUGAAUUUCGACAACGAGAUCAGAGAAUCAUGGAACUAUCUGCCAGACCCCUACUCGGAUGGAAACUGGAAAGGAAUGACCUGGGAGGUCCUUACCAAGCAGGGGUGGUAUGAUCGCUGGCUCCAGGUGGAGAAGGAGUUCGCAUUGGCUCGAUACAAGAACAUUAUCGACACUGUCGACAGUGGGCAUAUCGACUAUGAUGGGGUUGAAAUUACUGCUACCAAGCCGACUAAGGCCGCGAUUCGCGUGAACGACCUACUUGAGACCAUCAGCGAACGCUAUAAGCCACUGACCUCGUUCAGUCAGAAGCUAAGAUUCUUGAUUGACAUUCAAAUUACAAUUUUCGACCAAUUUCACGAGCGCCUUCACUCUGCCUUGGAGGCAUAUCUUGCACUGACCUCCGCUCUGGGUCGCACAGUGCAGGGAGCAGACGGACAAGCGAGCGUGGAAGGCGUUGCAGGUCUUGAGAGACUUUGCAGGGUCUUUGGAAGCGCCGAGUACUUAGAGAAAAAGAUGGAUGAUUGGAGUAACGACAUUUUCUUCCUUGAGCUCUGGUCCGAUCUUCAAGAACAGGUUCGCAAGAACCGUAAUGGCGGCCUCAACGUCGCAGGAACUAUGUCCAUCGCGGAAGUUGCAUCACGCACCUCUCCAGCUGUUACCAAUACUGGUUCAUCCAACGACGGUACCCCAUCAGAUGGUGCUCUGUUCGAUGAGACUGCUUCGGCAUACCGUCGGCUUCGACUACGGUCCGAGUCCAUCAUUACCUCUACUCUGGCCUCGAACAUUAACACAGCUCUGAAGCCCUAUUCGCGCGUGUCAACCUGGACAACGCUUUCCUCGCCUUUGGAUGGUGCCAUUCCAUCCCAUCUCUCCCUAUCCCCUGAUCUGGCGCCUACAAUACGCUCUUUAGCAACACAGCUCUCCUUCCUCUCUAAAGCACUGGGUAUGGCACCAUUACGACGAGUCUCCCGACAGCUUCUUCUCUCAAUUCAGAAUUACAUCUGGGAUCAUGUUUUGACUAGAAACACAUUUUCUGCAACUGGAGCCGCCCAAAUUGCUAGUGAUAUCGAGCAACUGUCUACUGCGAUUGACAAUUCGCUCGCUGUAACUGGCCAUGCGGGUGAUUCGUUGCAGAUCAUGAAGAAGCUUAAUGAAGGAUUGCGUCUGCUCAAUCUGAGCACCGACUCAGAAGCACGUAAUGCGGAUGAGACCGGUGCUGAUCUCUGGAGUGUUGAGAAGAGACUCUUCAGAGAUAAUGAGAGUGCACGGGCUAUGCUUGCGGAACUGGAGAUUGAUAGCUUAACUGAGGCUGAGGCACGCUCAAUCUUGAAGCGUAGAGUGGAGGUUGUCAGCUAG